This is a messenger RNA of Protopolystoma xenopodis, 663 nucleotides long. NCBI's taxonomy places the organism in Eukaryota, Metazoa, Platyhelminthes, Monogenea, Polystomatidea, Polystomatidae. The record is from the annotation of a GenBank genome assembly.
AUGAAUCUUCCAGUAAAGCCAAUCGAUAGCUGGUUAAAAGGAAUCCGUCGUCGUCUUCUGGUGGAACUGACCUUUCAAUCUCUUCACCCAAUCCUUUCACUCGAACUAUUUCAGACCCUGGAGCCCUUUGGAAGGGAGGCGCUGCUUUUUGGCGGCAUGACAAACCCAAAUAUUGCAAAGCGGUCAGUGGAUGCUAGUUUAAGAAGGAGAACUCAUCACCAUGGCUUGACCAUGUCCGAUCCUCGAUCAUGCGAAAAACCGGCGCAACUUUUUCGAGGAUAUACAGACCAAGAUGGUGUGGCCCCGGUAUGGCCGCAGUCUCCUUUCAGUUUACACAAGUGGCUUGACCUCAUUUCCGCAACUCGGUCUUGUUGUCAGGGCGACUUAUUUGAACUCACCUUGUCUGAACUUCUCUGCCAUAGUGGUUUGCAUAAUUCCCGGCAUCAGACCGAGCAAUGGGUACCCACUUCGACUUCGCCUAACUCGUCUCAUCAGCACCCCAAACGGGACUCGAACCCGGUUCUCCUGGCGCAGCCUACAAGCUCGACACGUUACUCACUACACCAGACUGCCAUGAAUAUCCUUGACUCCGAGAGCAGAUGUGAAUUUCAAGGAAGAGUAGGCCUUUUUCCAUAUCGCAUUCUAUGCGAGGAUUGUUGGUGA